AUGCGGUUGCUGAUCAUUCUCAUCAACACGUUAUUGACGUUAAAUGCGGAUAAAUGUACGAUACGACCGUACGAGGCGAAAGGACCGAAACGUGCCGGAAAUAAUGGCUACGCAAUCGAAGUGGACGCCGCUACGACGCGUAGCGACAACGGUAGCACCGGAUUCGUCCCAGGCGAAAUGUAUAAAAUUUCGAUCCGAGGAUGGAGGACAAAAUUCACCGUGCAGACGUUUCGUGGAUUCGUACUGAGUGCAUUAUUUGAGGAUGACAAGCCGGCUGGAAAGUUUGAGGUGGUCAAGGGACGCGGCGAUGCACGAACGUCUCCCGGUUGCCGAAAGGGCGGAGUUAGUCAUUCGAACCUUCGACCGAAAACCUCCGUUCAUAUUUUGUGGAAAGCGCCAGACGUUUCAACGGGUUGUGUGAUAUUUCGUGCAUCCGUGAUCGAAUCCAAAUAUGUAUGGUAUUCGGAAGAAGCGGAUCUCACAAAGAAAUUCUGCAUACAAGAGGGUUAUCAGAAGGUGGUACCGGUGGACGAUCCGAACGUGGAAUGCUGCGCUUGUGAUCAAGCAAAGUAUGAACUCGAGUUCAUCGGACUAUGGAGCAAAGAAACGCAUCCGAAAGAUUUUCCAACAUUAGAGCAUCUCACUCAUUUCACCGAUAUGCUCGGCGCAUCACAUUCGAAAAAUUAUUCCCUCUGGAAAAUCGGAGGGGUUUCCACGGAUGGAAUGAAAGAAAUUGCCGAAUGGGGUAACACGUUCAAAGCUGAGGCGGAGGCGAAAGAAAAAGCUGCAGAGGUGCGUACCUUGAUGAAAGUUAAAGGUUUAUGGUAUCCAGAAGUCCAGGGAAGGACUAAGUCAAGUUUUGUGGUCAACAAAUACCAUCACCUGGCCUCGCUGGCCACAAUGUUCGGUCCGUCGCCGGAUUGGUGUGUUGGGAUCUCGUCGGUGAAUCUAUGUCUGCCCGAUUGUUCGUGGGUUGCGGAACGUACGUUUGAUCUACUCCCAUUCGAUGCCGGAACCGACUCGGGGCCCACCUACAUGUCGCCGAAUUCCCCACAGGAACCACGUGUUCCCGUGAAAUGGAUUACCACUAAGGAUGAUCCACUCUCACCAUUCUAUUCCACUACUACCGACGUCAUUCCACCGCUGGCAAAGUUGAUCCUGAAACGAACCGAGGUGAUUCCAAUGAGAUGCUUAGCGGACGAUGAAUAUCAACGUGAAGCGUUCAAUAUUACGAACACCAGUGAAGAUGAAGAAUAUAAGGAUAGACGUGAAUGUCUCAUGUCAAAUUGGGGAUCUUGGUCUUUAUGUUCGGCAACAUGCGGCAAGGGAAUUCGAAUGAGAAGCCGAGUUUUCGUGUUCCCGAUCAAGGCGCAAAUGUUCAAUUGUCAUCGUCAAACAACUGAGCGGCAGUUCUGCAAUGCGAAAAUCAACGAGUGCGAAGAUUCGGAAGCAUUUAACUCAAAAUGCGCUGUUGGCUCAUGGGAAGCGUGGAGCGAAUGUUCCGUCACAUGCGGCCACGGAACGAGGACGAGGACUCGAUCAUUCCUAAAUCCAAAACAACAAGAAUCUGAUUGUAAUGUGGAUCUUGUGAGAAAGGACAUUUGUGUGGGCGAGUCUGGCGAUGACUGCUCGGUGACACCGGAUCCGCUGUGUAAGACCACUUCAUGGAGUGAAUGGUCACCAUGUAGUGCUAGUUGUGACGAUGGUGUCCGCGUACGUACACGACUGUUCUUCUAUGCUGAACAUGAACAACGCUGCUCACAUAUCACUCUGCAAGAGAAGGACACCUGUGUGUUACAGUCAUGCAGGCGAUUUAUUGAGCAAAAUUCGGAAGAGAUUUGCCAAGAACCGAAGGAAGAAGGGCAGUGUGGUGGAACGUUCCCACGCUAUUGGUAUAAUCAUGAGAAGCAGAAAUGUGAACGAUUCGUGUACACAGGUUGUAAGGGAAAUCGUAAUCAAUUCGAAACGGAAGACGAAUGUAAACGGGUAUGUGUGCCUGGUUAUGAGAUCGACAAAGCAUCAGUGCCAAAUCACCAACUCAUCGACGAAUUCGGAGUAGGAGAAGUCAACGAUGGAGGUGAUCCUGCACCUUGUGAAAUGAACGAAUGGACUCCGUGGGGUCAAUGCUCAGUUACCUGCGGUCGAGGAAAAAAGACCCGAACCAGACAAAUUAAGGUCUUCCCCCGAAAUGGUGGAACACCGUGUCCUGAACAUUUGAUUCAGGAACUUCGCUGUGAACUUCGACCAUGUCCUUCCACUCAAUGCCGAGCCGGUUCCUGGUCACGAUGGUCGCGUUGUUCGGUGAGUUGCGGCGAAGGCGUUCAGACACGGCGACGUCGCGUACAAAAAGGUCGCAACGGAGAUUGGGAGGAGGAGGAAUGCGAUGAGAAGGAGGCGGAGGAACGAAUGUGUCGAAUUCCCUGUCCACGUUUCCCGUAG
Molecule: messenger RNA, 2439 nt
Organism: Necator americanus (New World hookworm)
Lineage: Eukaryota; Metazoa; Nematoda; Chromadorea; Rhabditida; Ancylostomatidae
Exons: 22
Coding region: 1-2439 (812 amino acids)
Biological process (GO): cell adhesion
Cellular component (GO): extracellular matrix
Molecular function (GO): serine-type endopeptidase inhibitor activity
Source: RefSeq, a predicted model, not a curated record